CUGGCCCAGUCCAGCCCAGGCUAGCUUCCUGCAGCCUCCUACAGGUCAGGAGCCGGGGACAAAGAAGUCCUAGAGGAGGGGACAGGAGAUUGCGGGGGGACAGAAGGAUGCUGCAGCUGAGCCUGUCCCGGCUGGGACUGGGGCCCUGGGCAACCUCUCCUUGGCAACUUCUGCUGCUGGCAGGGGCUUCCUGGCUCCUGGCCCGCAUGCUAACCAGGAUCUAUGCUUUCUAUGACAACUGCUACCGCCUCCGAUGUUUCCCGCAGCCCCCCAGACGGAACUGGUUUUGGGGUCACCUAGGCCUGGCACAGAGCAACGAAGAAGGCAUGCGGCUGGUGGAGGAGCUGGGCCACUGCUUCCGCGAUGUCCACCUCUGGUGGGUCGGGCCCCUCUACCCCGUCCUGCGGCUUGUCCACCCUAAGUUCGUUGCCCCCCUGCUCCAGGCCCCAGCUGUGGUUGCACCCAAGGAAAUGGCUUUCUAUGGCUACCUGAGACCCUGGCUGGGGGAUGGACUCUUACUGAGUGCCGGUGACAAGUGGAGCCACCGCCGGCGCCUGCUGACACCUGCCUUCCACUUCAACAUCCUGAAGCCCUACAUGAAGAUUUUCAACCAGAGUGCGGACAUCAUGCAUGCCAAGUGGCAGCGGCUGAUCUCAGAGGGCAGCACCUGUCUGGACAUGUUUGAGCACAUCAGCCUCAUGACCUUGGACAGUCUGCAGAAAUGUGUCUUCAGCUUCGACAGCAACUGUCAGGAGAGGCCCAGUGAAUACAUUGCCGCCAUCUUGGAGCUCAGUGCCCUCAUAGUGAAACGGCACCACCAGAUCUUACUGUACUUGGACUUCCUGUACUACCUCACUCCUGACGGGCGGCGCUUCCGCAGGGCCUGUGAUCUGGUGCACGACUUCACAGAUGCCAUCAUCCAGGAGCGGCGCUGCACCCUUGCUGCCCAGGGUGUUGAUGACUUCCUCAAGGCCAAGGCCAAGUCUAAGACCGUGGACUUCAUUGAUUUGCUCCUGCUGUCCAAGGAUGAAAAUGGGAAGGAGUUGUCAGAUGAGGACAUACGAGCGGAGGCUGACACCUUCAUGUUUGGAGGCCAUGACACCACGGCCAGUGGUCUCUCCUGGGUCCUGUACAACCUGGCGAGGCACCCAGAGUACCAGGAGCGCUGCCGGCAGGAGGUGCGAGAGCUGCUGAGGGACCGUGAUCCUAAAGAGAUUGAGUGGGACGACCUGGCCCAGUUGCCCUUCCUGACCAUGUGCAUCAAGGAGAGUCUGCGGUUGCACCCCCCAGUGACAGUCAUCUCCCGCUGCUGCACCCAGGACGUGACGCUCCCCGACGGCCGGGUCAUCCCCAAAGGGAACGUCUGUGCCAUCAGCAUUUUUGGGAUCCAUCACAAUCCGUCAGUCUGGCCAGACCCUGAGGUCUAUGACCCCUCCCGCUUCGACCCGGAAAACCCCCAGAAGAGGUCACCUCUGGCUUUUAUUCCCUUCUCGGCGGGGCCCAGGAACUGCAUCGGGCAGACGUUCGCCAUGAGCGAGAUGAAGGUGGUGCUGGCGCUGACGCUGCUGCGCUUCCGAGUCCUGCCCGACGACACCGAGCCGCGCAGGAAGCCGGAGCUGAUCCUGCGCGCCGAGGGCGGGCUCUGGCUGCGCGUGGAGCCGCUGGGCGCCAGCGCGGAGUGACCCGCAGAGGCCUGUAGUGGGACGACAGACCCCUCUCACCCACCUUUGCAGAUUCCUAGGAAUAAAAUGGUUGUCGUCUGUGCUUGACUUCAACGAGCGCCAGCAGGGGGCGCAGAGGGACAGCGGCGAUCUGGGGGGUGGGCGUGGGUGGGGCAGUCGCGCUGAUGGCGAGUUCUCCCAUUGCUCAAAUAUGGAUUUCAUUGUGUGGGCCAAAGGGAACCUUGGCAGGUGUUUGAACAGGAGUGGAACCAGGAUUAAGGGCCAUGUCGAGACUCUGAGAUAAUGGAGACAGUUGGUGGCACUAACAUUCCGGCCACCCUGACCUCUCUCUUCUGAUUUUCUUAAUAUACGCAAUCUUUUCUCACCUCAGGAUUUUUACUGUUUCUAUGGUUUACUAAAUUACUGUUUAUUAAAUCUAACAAGCCUGGUGUUUUACA
Molecule: messenger RNA, 2119 nt
Organism: Sciurus carolinensis (gray squirrel)
Lineage: Eukaryota; Metazoa; Chordata; Mammalia; Rodentia; Sciuridae
Product: cytochrome P450 4F6-like
Exons: 13
Coding region: 108-1682 (524 amino acids)
Molecular function (GO): monooxygenase activity; heme binding; iron ion binding
Source: RefSeq, a predicted model, not a curated record